AUUAUGCGGUUCUUCAGUGACGUUGAGACACAAAAUGGAACACAAACUUUAACUUGGACUUAACUCUAAAUUUUGUUUUUGUUUUCGUAAUUUCUCUUUGUUUAUAUGAUCCUGAUCGAACCGAAAAUCAGAAUUCCAAAUGUGGCCAUCGUUUCAACCUAACCUGUGACAUAUAUCUCGAGGAUUUAAGGGGUUUGUCAUUCGUAAAUUUAACGAAAAUUUGGCAUUCCUAUUCAAAAUGUAAUACCAACGUUGCUCCAAUAAGUUAAUUGUAGAUCAUAUGAAAUGGCUUCUAACGGUUUAGACAUGGAUGCCGAAACCGUUGAUCGAGAACUAAAAAAACACUAUGGAAUACAGGAUUGUUAUGUUCAUAUUUCUCGAUUAUCCGAUUCUAUAUUCUUGCCAACUGAAGGAAACAGCAAAGAACUUUAUAAAUAUGGCAACAAACGACUGAAAUAUUCUAGUGAUGAGUACUCAGAAACCGAAAGUGAUUUUUCGACUAGUCAUUCAGACGCAAACGAGUAUCAGAUGAUCGAUAUUAUUGAAAGAAUUGAUUCCUAUCCAGAAAAUUACUUCGCUAAUCGAAACUGUUACGAGGAAAAGCCUUUCUCUGUGCAUUACAGCAAGAUGUACAUUGACGAAAUCGUCAACAACAUUUACGCUUUUCAAUCGCACAAUGUCAGAUUCGAUUUGAGCGAAAUCUUUCAAGUCUUAAAAAGUGAUUUCACGUCACUCUCCGAAACCGAAUUUCGGACGAGAGUUCGGGAGAGACUGACUGAGAUGUGUUAUCGGUCAAUUAGCGAGAAAUUCAAAUCGGAAUGUAGAAUCGCAGCCGAAAGAGUGUUGAAUCAACUUGCGCAUAAACAAGUUGAUCUUAUUCUGGGGAAAGAAAACAACGUGCAUCCGAACACUGUUAAGCUAACUUGGUCCAGCUGCACAAAUUUUAUUCUGAACAAACAUAUUAGAAUUUCAAGCCGAGCUCAUCAGUACCGAAAACUAUAUUACGAUAAGGAAAGCUUUGUUAUCGUAAGGGAAGAGGAUGUGAAGUAUGCAAGAAAGGCUAUAAAGCGAUUGCAUAAACUCAAAGUCAUUGUUCAGAAGGAUAAUACGCUACCUUCCAUAAGUCAUUUCAAUUCUUGUAAAAAUAGCUUACUGAUAGAAAACUGAGCGGAAAUUAUAUUUCUUAUGCUAAGCGUAUAGUCCCCCCCCCCCUGCUUUUUGGCUGAAAAGCAAGCAGUCGUAGGUUGUGUACCUCUAUUCUUCUUGUAAACCCUAUUGUGCGGCUUUCAGGAGAACUUCUCCAGACAUCAGUCUCACUUCGUGGCAUGUACCAUGGUUACGAGAAAAUCACUUCAAAUAGGGGUGUGGGGUGAAUAGUUUUCUCUUAAUCUUAGCAUAGGUCAAUGUGAGUAAACCAAUCGCCACCUUUAUUCCUCCAUUGCACCCCCUUUAGAAAUGCGCUCUCGCUUAUUACCAUAGCAGUCAGCCCGAGACUUUUAGUCUGGAGGAGUUCUCCUUAAAGUCGCACAAUAGUUAACUUCAAUUAAUUAAUUUAUUUUUACUUAACAGAAU
Parasteatoda tepidariorum (common house spider) is the source of this 1572-nucleotide messenger RNA. RefSeq lists its product as uncharacterized. Lineage: Eukaryota; Metazoa; Arthropoda; Arachnida; Araneae; Theridiidae. The record is from RefSeq and is a predicted model, not a curated record.